AUGGCUACCAAAAAUAUUGUCCUUUUCGGAGAGAGUGGCGUCGGGAAAAGCUCCAUCAUCAACCUCCUCGCAGGGAGGAAGGUCGCUCAGACCUCUCCAGACGCCAAGCAUUGUACAUUGCGUUAUAAAUCAUAUGAAGUUAUCAUCGGCAACGUGCCAUAUCGCAUCUAUGAUACUGCCGGGGUCGACGGCGACCGCAUGGACCCUAUCGGAUUUCUUGACGCCGUUACCAAUGCUCACAAGUUGAUGAAGGAGCUGAAGGAGAAAGGAGGACCCCAUCUGCUGCUGUACUGCAUGAAGGCGGGCAGGAUACAACCAUCGUUUGCCACCAACUACAGGCUAUUCUACGAAUUUUUCUUCGAAGAGAAGAUACCAGUUGCGCUCGUCGUUACUCACCUGGAGAGGGAGGAUCCCAUGGAUGAAUGGUACACGCGAAACAAGGGGUCGUUCGAGCGCCAUGCGGUCAAGUGUAUUGACUAUGCUUGUAUCACUGCGGCCGAAAAUCUGGACCCGAGAUACAAGAAGAAGUACAGCACGUCCAGAGAAGUAGUGGGCGACUUGAUCAGACGCCAUGUGCAUGAGGUGGAGAACUGGGAUGGAGGGGAAGGGUGGCUUAGCAGUUUCAUUGGAAAGUUGAAAGACCUCUUAACGGGGCGUCCAAGCAAAUCAGACUUUCUCGGGGUCCUCACGAAGCGCUGCGGGAUGGAGGAGAGCCUAGCAAAAGACGAUCGCCGCACUAAAAAUAUCGUUGUGUUCGGCGCAAUGGGCGCCGGAAAAAGUUCCCUCGUAAACCUCAUCGCAGACAAACACAUCGCUAAAACUGGCUCCAACCUCGAGCGCUGCACCCUCACAUGGACCAAACACGUGUUGCCCAAGCUCUUUAGUGAUGGGGAGCAAUAUAAUCUCUUCGACACGAUGGGCAUCGAGAACCCAGAACUCGAGGCACGCGAGUAUCACGAGUCCAUCAAGAACGCCAGCCGCCUUCUCCGCGCACUUGAUUCAUGCGGGGGUACCAGUUUGUUGGUAUACUGCAUUCGAAAAGGUCGCGUGAGUAGCGCGCUGCAGAGCAAUUACCAGUUGUUCCUUGAAGUCCUAUAUCAGCGGCGAGUCCCCAUAGUCAUGGUCGUGACGUGCCUCGAGGGCGAGGACGACAUGGAGGCGUGGUGGACGCGAAACUAUGCAGAGUUAGAGAAACACCAAAUUGUCGUGCAGGGGCAUGCAUGCGUAACGACUCUAACGGAGGCGGAUGCGAAGUACAGGGCAUCGAGGGAAGCCGUGCGUAACCUAAUCCGGGAGAAUGCCGCGGUUAUGCCAGUGUUGGCGGGAUGGAAGCAGAGAGGGCAAAUCAGCGCGUUCAUGCGACGGUUCAGGUUACAUACAGAUCCGGAGGAGAAGGCACUGCAAAAGAAACUCGAGAUUCAAUGCGGGAUGAAGAAAGGAUUGUCUUCAAAGGUCGCCAAGACACUUAUGUACAGGUAG
Messenger RNA from Suillus paluster, 1479 nucleotides. RefSeq names its product P-loop containing nucleoside triphosphate hydrolase protein. NCBI's taxonomy places the organism in Eukaryota, Fungi, Basidiomycota, Agaricomycetes, Boletales, Suillaceae. Gene Ontology annotation, molecular function: GTP binding. The transcript is spliced from 3 exons. The record is from RefSeq and is a predicted model, not a curated record. Bases 1 to 1479 code for a protein of 492 amino acids.